This is a messenger RNA of Anopheles coustani, 502 nucleotides long. RefSeq lists its product as uncharacterized. Bases 71 to 430 code for a protein of 119 amino acids. The record is from RefSeq and is a predicted model, not a curated record. The transcript has 2 exons. NCBI's taxonomy places the organism in Eukaryota, Metazoa, Arthropoda, Insecta, Diptera, Culicidae.
ACGACACCGGUACCACAUCAAAGCGUCAGAUAAUACGUGGCUAAGAAAGAACGAAGGCAAACGGUUCGCGAUGAAAGUGUUUCUGUGCGUUGCGCUGGUGAUGUUGGCGUUCGUCGCCAUCGAGGCCGUUCCCGUCGGGGAAGCACCCGUCGUGCUGGACGAUCCUUCGCAGGAGCCUCAGGCCGUUGCCCCGGAGGAAGAUGUUGUCGUGCUGUACGAAGACGGUGAGGUAGUCCGGGAGAAGCGCCACAGCCGGUAUGGUGGCGGAUACGGAGGAGGAUACGGUGGUUAUGGCGGAUAUCGCGGAGGAUUCGGAGGAUACGGAGGCUAUGGAGGAUACGGACGAGGCUUCGGAUACGGACGAGGAUACGGAGGAUACGGGGGCGGUUAUGGAGGCUACGGAGGAUAUGGCCAUCGUCGUUACUAUUGAUGUGAUUUACUCUUUGUUUCUAUGGAAGGCAAGCGUUGUGAAUAAAGAUUCAUUGUGAUAUUGCAUGACAAA